UAUGUAUAUAACUAACUAUCUAUAAUUAUAUAUAUAAGCAUAGGUACGGAGUAGAGAUAUCUUGAUGCCUAGCGAGGAGGAAAUGCUACGAUUCCGAGCCCGGCUUUGGACGGCAUGACCCUGAUCUGGUGGAAAAAGAAUAUAUCCCUGAAACUGUAAGUAAAUUGGUAUCCCCUGCUCCGUAGAAUCCUUCCUUUUAGUGAGAUCUUUUCCAAUUCCACCGGUGAAGCACAAGAGAACCAGUAUAAAACAUCGUGGCUGCCUCAGGCCACCAGCACCGCCAGCCCAACUUCGGCUUCGGCGAAAAAAGAGAUUCUGAAUACCUUCACUUCACCCGUUUCUCUUCCUCUCUACCAUCAUCAAAACCAUCAUCUCUAUCAUCGGAUUCACGAUCCCAUCAUCUCUUCUCCCCCAAGAGAGGAUGAUCCUGUGAGAUCUUCUAUUUUUUUUUCUCUCUUUUUCUUUUUUUGUUUUUUACCCCUCCCCCAAAAUGCGUUCGCUUUUGUCACUCUUUCAUCUCCUCCUCCUGGUCGCUUCGGUUACUAGAAUCGCCGCUGUCCCCGCUGGCUCGAGCAUUACUCCACCUCCACCUCCUCUUGAACCUCUCUCUCUCUUAUCGUCGCAUUCGAACCCUCGAAGACCAUGGGUCCGUGUUCGGGACUGGAUCAUUGAGUCGAUCUGGGGAAUCCCCAAACCCUCUUCCACCCGGUUCCCUAUCCACGAUCAUACUCCCCCUUCCCCAGGGGUCUCUCGCUAUGGUAGUGACGUUGUACUUCGCUUCCAGGUGGGCAAUUUGCAGGAGGCGGAGGCCUUGGUGGAGGCGACGGAAAUUCUUUUCUUGGAUGUCUGGGCUUCUACUCCCGAGUUUGUCGAUAUCCGCCUGGCGCAAGAAGUCAUUCCCUCCCUGUUGGGCCUGUUACCAGACUCCCUUCAAACCGCUUACACUCCCUUGAUUGAUAACCUAGCGGAGAUGAUAUAUGCUACAUAUCCCAGCCGUCGACCCAUUGGGCUGGAGGGCCAUCCCGCCUUCAGUCCGCCCACCCGCCCGUCCUCCCAGCUCUUCUUCCGUGACUACCAACCAUUGUCGGUUAUUGUUCCUUGGAUGCAGCUGAUGGCUUCGAUGUUCCCUGGCCAUGUGCAAUUGAUCAAUAUCGGAGUGUCCUUUGAGGGCCGCGAGAUUCCCGCAUUCCGACUCUCAGCAAAUCCAGACCCCGACGCAUCUGGACCCCGCCCCAUGAUUCUGAUAGUUGGAGGCAGCCAUGCGCGGGAAUGGAUCAGUACCUCGACGGUCACGUAUGUUGCGUAUGGCUUGAUUACUAAGUAUGGGAAAUCCAGGGCCGUGACGCGCUUGUUACAGGACUACGACUGGGUCCUAAUUCCGACUCUCAACCCGGACGGUUAUGUCUAUUCCUGGGAUACUGACCGCCUGUGGCGUAAGAACCGACAGCCGACCAGUUUCCGAUUCUGCCCUGGAAUUGAUCUGGAUCGAUCCUGGGGCUUUGAAUGGGAUGGUGAAAAGACACACUCGAACCCUUGCUCCGAGAAUUACGCCGGAGAGGAGGCGUUUGAGGGUUUCGAGGCUCGACAAUUGGCGCAGUGGGCUCUGAACGAGACUCACAACAACAACGCGCAGAUCAUGGGGUUUGUCGACCUCCAUUCCUACUCCCAGCAAAUUCUUUAUCCUUUUGCCUUCUCCUGCUCCUCCAUCCCACCGACACUAGAGAGCCUGGAAGAGCUCGGCCUCGGCCUUGCCAAGGUCAUCCGAUUGACGACGCACGAGAUCUACGAUGUCACCUCGGCGUGCGAGGGCAUUGUGACCGCCGCGGAUAAAUCCUCCGCCAAGAGCUUCUCCCCUGUUGGCGGUAGCUCGGGCGGUAGCGCGCUCGACUGGUUCUAUCACCAGAUGCACACUCGCUACGCAUACCAAAUCAAACUGCGCGAUCGAGGAAGCUAUGGGUUUCUCCUCCCGUCCGAGUAUAUUAUCCCAACCGGAAAGGAGACCUUCAAUGCGGUGCUGAAACUGGGUGAAUUCCUGAUUGCCCAGGAGAGCGUCGAGGAGAUUGACUGGGACGCAGAUCUGCAGUUUAUCGAACCGGAAGACGUCCCAUUCCACGCUGCUCCUCACUCCGCGACCACUCUCCCCGACCAAGAUUUGGAUGAUUCAAACUCCAACCACACCCCGACUGAGGACUUGGAUGAGACCGUCGUAGCAGCAGCAGCAGCAGCAGCAGCAGCAGCAGCAGCAGCAGCAGCAGCAGAAGAAGAUGCCGAAUGGGAGCCCCUAAGUUGGGAGAACCAGCACACGCUGGAAUUCCGACGACGCCGAUAA
This is a messenger RNA of Aspergillus ochraceoroseus IBT 24754, 2329 nucleotides long. RefSeq names its product M14 family metallopeptidase. The transcript has 2 exons. Bases 491 to 2329 code for a protein of 612 amino acids. The record is from RefSeq and is a predicted model, not a curated record. Lineage: Eukaryota; Fungi; Ascomycota; Eurotiomycetes; Eurotiales; Aspergillaceae. Gene Ontology annotation, molecular function: zinc ion binding; metallocarboxypeptidase activity. Gene Ontology annotation, biological process: proteolysis.